CAAACAAAACCAAUACAAAAAACAGCAGUGGCUGAAACUAAACGUUAACUAAAACUGGAGAUGUUUGGGAGAUUUUGCCCAGUAGCGACUGUGAAGAAAAUCCAGUCUGAUCCAGAAAGGCACCUCUUGGGACCCUAUGUUAAAAACUGAAAGGACUAAAACGUGUAAUACUUAGAUACCUACAUGUGAAAACACACUACAUUCCUUCGCUGCUUUUCUCUCAAACAGGAGUUAGGAUUUCCCACUGAUGCUUGCUCUUACAGUGAGAACAACCGUAUUUUCUGAUUUCUGCUUUCUUAAUAAAUGGAGAGAAAGCAAUAGUUAAGUAACCUAGCUUAACUCCUUCCUAAACAAUUCCCACUGUCCUGUGGUUAGAAACUUCACAAGGAGAAACAAAACUUUCUUUCACAAGAAGAAAGAAAAAAACCUGUUUAAACUUGCAGAAUAGCAAGUGUCUCCCUUGGAAUUUUUUUUUUUUUCUGAAAGGAUCACAACAUCGUCGCGUUUGCACCUGUAUCGCUUCAUCCCCUAGGAGCUUUUUAUUAAGCGAUCUGAAAACAGAAUUUUUCGAGGGCUAGGAAGGGCGGGGAGUUCCUCACGUUUGCAGCUGCACAGGAAAGCUUGCUAAGAAAACUCGCUGAAGGCAACUGAGAGCUUUGCAGGGAGCAAAGCUACCAUGACCAGCACGCAGCACGCACGCACCGCGUGCAUCUGCCCGCUUCUGUUCGCAGGCGGCCCAAGCUGUAGCCAGAGGCUUGCACGCCCGUAGCAGCGCCCCAGCAGGAGGGCAGGAAGCAGGACAGCGGCUGUACCAAGCGCUACGCCUCCUCGUUUUGCAGCUUGGCCUCACGUUCAGGGUAUAGCCGACAUGAAUGACUGGCAAAAGAAAAGCCCUCUAGACUGGGAGACCUAUGUGAACAAAAGGGUGAAAGUUGCAGCAGACGAGAAAAAUGAAUACGAAGGAUGGGUCUUAACAGUUGAUCCAGUUUCUGCCAGUGUCGUCCUUGCGAACUUCCCGGAGAACGAACCAGCGUCCAUUUUAGUUGUGUUAGGCCAUGCUGUCCAGGAGGUCGACAUAAUGCAAGAUGCGGAUGAUGAAACGAAGGCACGGCUUUCCUGCAUAUUUGAGCCUGAGGAAAGUAAAGCUUACAGCCCAGAGGAGCUCGACAAGAGGAAGAAUGACUUGAAGAACUGGCUGGAAACAAACCACAUCCCCGUAACAGAGCAAGGCGAGUCGGGAAGAACGCUGUGCGUGGCAGGGGUGCUAACCAUCGACCCGCCAUACGGCCCCGAAGAGUGCAGCAGCUCCAACGAGAUCAUUCUGUCUCGGGUUCAAGGCUUGGUACAGAGCUACCUAGAAAAGCAGCAGUGAUGUCUGCCUAAAGCAGCUGGGCCUGCCCGCCCCACCUCGGGAACCGCUGUGGGUGUCCGUAUCCGCUCUACCCUGAAGUGCUGGGUAUGGGUGCUUUUGUCUGAUUUUCUGUACAUUGGGACAUUAGUACAUUGACAUUCUGUACAAAGGACUACAACGAGUGCUGUAAACAAAAAGCACAACGUGUGCACUAUGAUUUUUAGUUAAAAAUGAAAGAAAACAAAUGAAUAACACGUUAAACUGCUG
Molecule: messenger RNA, 1618 nt
Organism: Numida meleagris (helmeted guineafowl)
Lineage: Eukaryota; Metazoa; Chordata; Aves; Galliformes; Numididae
Gene: GEMIN6
Product: gem nuclear organelle associated protein 6
Exons: 3
Coding region: 869-1372 (167 amino acids)
Biological process (GO): spliceosomal complex assembly; spliceosomal snRNP assembly
Cellular component (GO): SMN complex; nucleus
Source: RefSeq, a predicted model, not a curated record